UUCUAUUUCUCCCUUCUCUCUUUCUGGAGAACCCUCUAUUUCUUCGAAUCGUCUACGUAGUAAUAAUACUAAUCUCAUCGAAAAUGAACCCUGAAAGAUAGAAAUCUACUAGAACUUAUUUUUCGGCUAUGCAUAGCUGAAGGUUCUUAUUCCGUUAUGGUUGGAAGAUAGAAUUGUUGGAGCCCUAUUAUUCAUAAUGGUUCUUUGAUGAUGAUCCUACCAUUUAUGUCAGUGUUGUUGCUCUACGGAAAUGACUAGGAGUACAAAGACAUGGAUGUUGUUUUUAAGUACAUAAAGAUAUCAAAAUUAGCUAGUUCUGAAGGCAGACAUAGGUUGGCGAGGGAGGUUAUGGUGUUAACACAACGAUAAUCUUGUUACGCUAUAUCUGCUGUUAUAGGUAUUUGUUUUUUGUUGAUUUUUAUUUGGAAAUGGACUUUAAUUAAACAAUAUGUGAAACAGUAAGCUGUAUUUAUUUUUGUUAGCUAGUCAGCUCUAGAUUUACGAAUAACCCAUGAUGCACCAAUCAUUUACUUUCCCUUUACUUUUGCAUCCAAAUGCGUAUGUGCAGUUAUUGUUUUAUUUUGGUAUCUGACGAUUGGAUAACAAGUUUUAGUUUUGCCUGUGAGGAGGACAACAGGGCUAGAAGUCUUAACUGUUUGGCUUUAUUGUUCUUCUUUUUAUAUAUUAUGCAUAUUAUUCUGUUCUGGACAUAAUCAUCCUAAUUGCUUAUUUUUCAAAUAUGUGUGAUAGAAAUCCAGCAGUUAGCUGAAGUAUUUGUGCCCGUCGUGGCGUCGUUUGUUUUAUAACACUGAACAUUAAAAGCCUUUGAGAUGAGAAACUGCAGCUCAUUGGGGGCAGCAGUCUAGCCUGUUAUGAUAAUAGUCAUAGAGAUUAUGAGAGGUGCUUCUCUUCAGAAAUAUUUGCAUAAUAUGCGUCCUUGUUGUCCUGAUCUUAGGCAGUCCAUAAGCCGUGUGUUAAAAAUAUCUACCGUGGAAUGAAGAGCUUCCAUUUAAAUGGCAUCAUACAUCGUGAUCUCAAACCUGGUAAGCAUCACCAGCUACACAAAAAUCAUGUCUAUAAAAGUUUCUUUUUCACAAAAUAUGCUAGUCACAGAAGAUUGUAUGAAACUUAAACUGGCUGACUUGCGGAUAGCCUGGGGAAAAAACAGCUGGAGAAAUGAUGACUUGAGAAGCUGGUACUUACAAAUGGAUGGCUCCGGGGGUACGGAUUCAAUCUAACUAUGCUGGCCUGCUCUUUCCGAAGACAUCGUCUGGGAAAUCCUACUAUUACUGUUUUUUUCACCUUUCUCUCUUUGCAGUCCCACAAUGAAUCAGGUAUACAGCAAAGAGCCGCUUGAUCGUGGAGGAAAGAAACACUAUCUCUGAUCAUAAGGUUGACAUCUGCAGCUUCUCCAUGGUCUUCUGGAGUAGCUCACAACAUGGUACACCAUACAAGGAAUGUCCAACAUGCAGGCAGCAUUUUGCCGUGCCAACUUGUUUUCUGACAUUAUAAUAUUUGACCCAGAUUAUCAUAAAUUGCUCUCUUAUGAAUUCGGGUACUUGUACUAUCUAGCUUGAUCUGCUGCCGAUUUAUAGGAGUCCCAUUUUGAACUGUUUGAAGCAAGUUGGAAAAAAAGCCCGCUGCAUUUUUGCAUCUCUCUUGCUCUUUUACUGCUUAUUAAAACUACUGUUUGCAAAGCUUGACAGCGAAUUGGUUCAUUUUUAUGAUCAGAAAAUGUGAGGCCAAAUGUAAAGAAGCUCCUUGAAGGAAUUUAUCUCUCUCAUCGAGUCUUGCUGGGCUGAAGACCCAAGAACCUGGCGAGAGUUCACAGAGAUUAGCAUCAUUUUGUCGCAAUACCGUAAAAUCCACCACCUCUACACCACUUUUGGUGCCUCUGGAACAAGUUUUUCAACAGAAAAAUCAGAACAUAACGAUUGAGCAGCAGCAACAGCAACAAAUCUUCAGUAAGUUAGAAGCUGACUCCCCUAAUACUGGUCAUCUGACUAAGGACUUAUCCUCCAACUCUCACAGUUGCUUUGGUUAAUGAUUUUGGGGUGAUAGUCCAGUUGCUUCUGGAACAAUGAAGGUACAAAGACGUGGAUGUUGCUGUUAAGAUAAUACAAAGAGAUAUUACAGCUAGAUGUUAUCGCGAGUAGAACACGCUAAUCUAGUUAAGUUCAUUGGCGCAGCAGUAGAACCAGAAUUGGUAAUUGUCAUAGAGAUUAUGAGAGGAGAUUCACUUCAAAAUUAUUUGCGUAAUAUGCGCCCUCGUCGUCCUGAACUUAGGCAAUCUAUAAGCUUUAGACAUCUCUCGGGGAACGGAAUGCAUACAUUCAAAUGGCAUCAUCCAUUGUGAUCUCAGAGCUGGUACAAAGACAUGGAUGUUGCUGUUAAGAUGAUAGAAAAAGAUAUUACAGCUAGUUCUGAACGCAGUGAUAGAUUUCUGAGGGAGGUUAUGAUGUUAUCGCGAGUAGAACAUGAUAAUCUAGUUAAGUUCAUUGGCGCAGAAGUAGAACCAGAAUUGGUAAUAGUCACAGAGCUUAUGAGAGGAGAUUCACUUCAAAAUUAUUUGCGUAAUAUGCGCCCUUGUCGUCCUGAACUUAGGCAAAUUAUAAGCUUUGCUUUAGAUGUCUCUCAGGGAAUGGAAUGCAUACAUUCAAAUGGCAUCAUCCAUCGUGAUCUCAAACCUGCUAAUCAUUUCCUUUUCAAGUUAUUACUCACAGAAGACUGUAUGAAGCUUAAACUGGCUGGUAUUGGGAUGGCCCGGGAAAAGGAAGCUGGGGAAAUGAUGACUUGUGAAGCCAGUACAUACAAAUGGAUGGCUCCUGAGUCAUAUAGCAAAGAGCCGCUUGAGCGUGGAAGAAAGAAACACUACGAUCAAAAGGUCGACGUCUAUAGCUUCUCCUUAGUGUUCUGGGAGUUACUCACAAAUAGUACACGAAGGGAAUGUCCAGCAUGCAGGCAGCAUUUGCGGUAGCU
Molecule: messenger RNA, 2979 nt
Organism: Papaver somniferum (opium poppy)
Lineage: Eukaryota; Viridiplantae; Streptophyta; Magnoliopsida; Ranunculales; Papaveraceae
Product: serine/threonine-protein kinase STY8-like
Exons: 10
Coding region: 2378-2977 (199 amino acids)
Biological process (GO): protein phosphorylation
Molecular function (GO): ATP binding; protein kinase activity
Source: RefSeq, a predicted model, not a curated record